UCUCGUGACAUUGACAUCAAAUGGGUUGACGACACACACGCUUUGGUUGUCUUUUCCAAUUCAAACGCUGCCACCGAAGCGCUGAAAUACAUUUACCCAAACGUUAAGUUACGUCCCCUUUCGCAGGCCAUCAAAGAGUCCAAACUGAAAGCUCGCAAGUGCUCCGAGUUUUUACAACCAUUUAAACAAAGACCUCAAACAAGUGCAUCAUUAGCGCGAAGAUUAGUCACUCAAUCACUGGGUUUAAGGGAUAGGAUUACUCCCGAACAGAGGGCCGCAGAGAGGAAGAAGUUGAUCGAAGCCAAGGAAAGAAAACGUAUGGCCGCAAAGCAAGGCAAUGAUGUCUGGGAAGGGAAUGUCUGAUGAAGUGAACGCUCAAUGAUAUUCAAAUUAAAC
Molecule: messenger RNA, 396 nt
Organism: Oppiella nova
Lineage: Eukaryota; Metazoa; Arthropoda; Arachnida; Sarcoptiformes; Oppiidae
Source: the annotation of a GenBank genome assembly